Messenger RNA from Bursaphelenchus okinawaensis, 5300 nucleotides. NCBI's taxonomy places the organism in Eukaryota, Metazoa, Nematoda, Chromadorea, Rhabditida, Aphelenchoididae. The record is from the annotation of a GenBank genome assembly.
AUGACUUCUCAAACAUGGAUAUUAAUAGCACUGCUGCUGCCUAUAACCUACACUACGGGUCAGCUGAACUGUGCUGAAGCCCCAACUCCAUCGCUGAAGAUUAUCUGCGAACAAUUGACAAGAUGGGACAAAAAUGCUAGGGUAAGGCAGUAUUUUUAUAUUUUUGGGCUUAUUUUAAUAAAUUUAAUUUAAAAAAAAUCAAAAUACUUUAUAGCGUUGUGAAGAAGUCUAAACAUAUAGCUUAUUAGGCCUUUAAAAUGGCCAAGCUUUAAAAAUAAUUGAUAAUAAAGUUAAUUGGGAUUUUUAAUUUUCAAAAUUUUUGUUUUGCAGGCAACUCCAGCAGCUAAAAACCCAACGUCUAAAGUGGCAUUGCCACCCGGAAUUGACCCGAGUAUGGCUACACAAGGCUUCGAUUUGCCUACACAGCCAACAACUCUUGAGCAAUGUACUGACAUUGCAUGUGCUUGCAGUUUCUUGGGAGGUAUGGUUUACCAAAUUUAACAAAAGCAAACAUUCUAAAUUUUUACAGCUAUUAACUACAAUUAAAAUUUUUUACUUGAUUUUAUUAGCUACUUUGUAACAGCAAGCUUUAUGUGAAACACUUGACUAAAGAAAGGGAAACAGUUGACACAAAACUUCUUUUUUGGUCAUUUUAUCUGUAAAUUAUUGGCGUAGUUCACAGUAUUCGUAUUUAAAAAUCAACUUUUAAUAACAUUUUUAAAUUUAAGUUUAAAAAUUUUUUAGUUUUAACUUGUUUUAGGCUCCGGCAGUGGUAACUCCUGCACCCUCCGCAACGGCCAGCCUCUUCGCAAAGCUCUGCGAAAAGAAUACCGUGCUCUAACCGACGAUGAACGACGAAGAUAUCACGCUGCGGUCAGAACGAUCAAGAACAAUGGAGCCUACGACAGAAUCAGUAAGGUUCACUCGGACUUUGCCACUUCUGGAGCCGCUCAUUCUGGCCCAGCCUUUUUGUCCUGGCACAGAGAGUUCAUAAAGAGAUACGAAUUGGCAUUGAGAGCUGUAGAUCCAUCAGUAGCACUGCCUUAUUGGGAUUCUGUGUUGGAUAACAACCUUCCACGACCCCAAGAUUCAAUUUUGUGGACAAAUGACUUUGCUGGAACGAUGGAUUCUGGAGGUAACGUGGUUGGGGGACCUUUUGCUCCUUGGAGAACAAUGGAUGUAAGUUUAUAUUAAAGAUAAUUAAAAAGUGAUUAAAUAUGAGUAAGUUAACUAUAAAGUCAAUAAAAAAUCGAAUAUAUAUAACUUUUCAUCUUCUAGCUCAGAAUAUAUCUAAAACAGAUUAAAGUACUCAUAAUCUACUACAAUAUCAAUUUCAGGGCAGAGCAAGCGCCCGUCGUGCUGUUGGAGCUCAAGGAUCUUUGUUCCGUGAGACCGAGAUUGCCUAUGUCAUGGCUCAAACUCAAGUUGAGAAUGUAAUGGCUUAUUCGGCUCCACGUCAAGGAUGCCCAAUUCGAGCUGACUGGAACUGGCUUGAAUAUACUCACGGUAAUGUGCACAUCUACGUUGGUGGUGACAUGUUGGAUCAAUCUACAUCUUCCAAUGAUCCCAUCUUCUUUAUGCACCAUUCUUUCGUCGAUUUGAUCUGGGAAAUGUGGAGACAGAGCCGGCAGGUGGGUAGUGUAAUAUAGUGGUUAUGGUAUUUUCAUGCACAACGUUGUGAGAAUUAUUAUUGUCUAGGGGAGGUAAAUAAGAUGAUUUUUGUUUAAAAGAGCGUUUUUUAAAAAUUUUAUUCCAGACCCGCGCCCAACGUGAAUCCGACUACCCAGUAGAUAUGCAAGCUUGUUCAGCUCCUCAACAUUUCAACGGUGCUUCGAUGGCUCCAUUUACUCCAUGGUACAACCGUGAUGGUCUUUCCAAUCGCUACACUGACUUUAUGUACGAGUAUGCUCCUAGACCAACUUGUCCAUCUUGUGGAGGAUCCAAGUACUUGUUCUGUAUGAGAAGUGGCGGACAGCCAAGAUGCGCUGCUAAAGUCAAAACAGGUGGAUCUUGUGCUGGCCUUAAUGAAGGUAUGUUGGGGUUUCAGAAUGGUAAACUUUGCGAAAAUGAGGCUUAAUUAGAGUGAAAUUGAGGAAACUUGUUUAAAAAUGACGCAAAGUUGAUUUGUUUAUCAUUUUUUAAACAAAAGUUGAUUUUUCUAUCUACUUCUUGAUCUUAACAUUUACUUUUUAAAACACUUUUUGACCAUACUAAUAAUAAACGCAAAAUUUUAAAAUCUUCCAGCCGACCAACCCUGCUACAAUGGAGCCUGCCGAGGCGGGGUUUGUGUCCAAACCGUCCAGACCACCCCAACACCAGCCACCACGCAAGCACCAGUAAUUACACCAAUUGUACCACCUCAAAUUCAAGAAACCUGCUUCAACGAGAACGAAUGCUGUUCAGUCUGGCAAGGUCAAGGAGAAUGUACUAAGAACCCUGGCUACAUGAGUUCAUGGUGCAAAGCAUCGUGUGGUACCUGCAGGCCCAAGUACAGUUUGGCAGUGGAAUGCUCGGACCAUCACCCCAACUGUGUCACCUGGUCGAGACAAGGCGAGUGCUCCAAGAACAAGAACUGGAUGUACGAGAACUGUCGCAAGUCGUGUGCACGAUGCUCUACAUCAAAAGCCAGUGUUUGUGGCGGUGGACAGGCGACACAGCCGGCUAGACCAGCUCCAACUACAGGAUGGGCUUCGAAAUGCAAGUCUCCUGGCUGUUUCAAUGAGAAUAUCUGUUGUUCUGUCUGGGCUAUGGAUGGGCAAUGUAGGACGAAUGCUACUUGGAUGGCAUGUAAUUGUAAAGUUAGCUGUGGACAAUGUAUUCCACAGGAUUAUCAGUAUGGAAGUGAGUAUUUUAAGGCGGUUUCUGGGUUUAAAGAUAGGUGUUUUUGUUAUUGUAUUUAGUUUUUGGGAUUUUUUUGUUUCACGUUUCAAAGCAACAUUAUUUUAAUAUUUUUGAACUUCUAUAGUCCUGUUAUCUUAACCAACCCCAUUCCAGCCUGUUCCGACUACAACACCAAGUGUUCCGGCUGGGCCCGAGCCGGUGAGUGUAACAAGAACCCAUGGAUGAAGGAGAACUGUCGCGCAUCCUGCCAAACCUGUCUAAACGGCCAAGAACUCCGCUCGAUCUGUCGUAGUGGUGGUGCCAUUCCAACCCGUACUCAAUCCCAAUUCAACCAAGGCUGGGGUAAUCCACAGCCGUUCCGUGGCGGCGGUGGAGGCGGCUGGGGAUUUGAUGGCAUUGACAUUGGAGGAAUGUCUUUCAGAUGGGGCAGAGAUGUGCACCACGUGAUGGGUGGUGCACCAGGCGACCAUUUGGCAGAAUGAUUGUUUAACUUAUACCCACUUUUGGAUAGUUUUCAAAUUUUUUGAAUUUUAAGGUUUUUUAAAUUGCUGGUUUGUUAUUUGAAUUGUAUAAAUGAUCUUCACAUUGAUAUAGUGGUUUGUUUUUUUUGUUGUUUUAGACCUUCUAUAUUGGAAAAAGCUAUUACAAACGAUAUUUUAAAUAAUAUUAACGUCGGUAAGGCCUUUUUAAUUAAAGUAAAACCAAUUAAAUAAUCUAUAACUCAACUUGAUGAAGAUAUAGCUCAAUUUUAUUAAUUCACAUCUCUCCCAAAACAUUAUCAAGUCAAACAUAAACCAGUAGUUGUUUUUGUAUUUUUACAAAACUCCAGAAUCCUGUUUCGGCAUUUCGUUUUACUGAUAAGAAAGUGAAAAACAAGUUCGAAAGGAAUGUUAAUCGUCGUGUUCGACAAGUUAUUUCUCGGUUAACAAAACCAAUCUAAACUUUGACAUUUUAAGUGUAAAAUACGAAUUUUAGGCUAUUUAACUGAUAGUACAAUCACUAACAACAUGAAAAACAUUUGUCGAUGUAAAACAACUUCAAGACUUAAUGUGAAAUCAUCUUCCAUACCUAAACUCCCAGUUGUUUAGAUUCCCAAGGUAAUCGGCAUCCGGAACAGAAACAAUCCUGCCCUGAUUAUCAGCCGUUUAAAAGUGAAAUCGCGCCGAAAUCGGGGCGGAUCAGAUAAUAAAACGGCUGGAUUUGUUGUGUUUUUUGUCAUUUUCACUCUCCGUUUUAGUCGACAACUGACGGUAAGUCGAUUAACAUCGGUUUUAGUUGAUGUUAUCAUAGGAUUAUACUGUUUUUGUGUUAGUAGAGCUUGAGGGCUUCAUUAAGAAAACCUAUUAUACUUGUUGAAUUAGGUUGUCGUACUGCUUAAAUUAGGUUGUUACCCUUGCACUAUCCGAAGUAUAAAUUUAUCUUUUAGGCCAUGGAGUGUAAAUACGAAAGUGAAGACCAACGUCAGAUGAGGCGUGUAGCCUUCGUAGCUACGGUAGUCUCAACUCUCGCAGUAAUCGCCUCGAUUGUCACCCUACCUAUCAUGUACACCUACGUACAACGCUUCCAGUCCCACAUCGACCUAGAAACCGAGUUCUGUAAGACCCGCGCCCGUGACAUGUGGGUGGAGAUGCAUCAGCUCCAAGUGCACCAACACCGCGUGAAGCGUCAAAGCGGCUACGGAGCUACACCAGCUUCGUCCGGAUAUGGAGCAUCACAAGCUGGAGGCUAUGGAUCUCCAGUUGUGGCGGCUGAACCAGCUGGAUGCUGUAACUGUCAACAAGGACCACCUGGACCACCAGGAGACGCUGGAGAUGAUGGUGCUCCAGGCUCGGAUGGUACUCCUGGUGCUGAUGGUGCUAGCGGAAAGGAAGGUCAAAUUUUGUCAAGUGCCUUGCCACCAAAAGAACCAUGUAUCAUUUGCCCACCCGGACCACCAGGACCAUGCGGACCUAACGGUCCCAAGGGACCUAAUGGACCCAAAGGUAAUACUUUAAAAUUUCAAAACGAAGAUCUUUAUGUUGUAUCUGAAAAGCACACAAAAAUUUUCAAAAUUACAAUCAUAUUUUAACAAUGAUAUUGUUGUAGGCAAGCCAGGAGACAAAGCCCCAGAUGGCAAAAAGGGAGAAAUGGGACUGCCAGGACCUCAAGGAUUGCCAGGCCCACUUGGACCUCCAGGUCCACCCGGGACUCAAGGAGCACCAGGCCGCGUCACUCAAGUCAACGGUCCAGCUGGACCAGCCGGAGAGCCGGGACCACAGGGACCAGUUGGAGCCAAAGGAAACACAGGACCAGAUGGAGUACCAGGCCCAGAAGGCGGUAUGGGAGAACCAGGACAACCAGGCGGUCCAGGAGCACCAGGAAAUCCUGGUCCACCCGGCCCAAGCGGAGCACCAGGAGAGAAGGGACCAGAAGGACCAUGCGACCAUUGCCCCGAACCAAGAACCCCACCAGGAUACUAG